AACCAACCCCCUCUGCCGUCUGCGCAGCCAGGAACCGAGUCAAGCACGACGUGAUACAUUGCACAACACUCCCGGUUCCGUCCGCCUCGCAUAAUACCUAUGGGUGCCAAGUCUCGCCGCGCCAAAUCGCCCACGACUCCGAACGGCUCCCUCGGGCGCACAUCCGGGCGGAAACACAACGGUCACGCUGCCGGCAUGAAUUCCAACGUCGAGCUGCUACGGCGCAACAUAUCGCACGAGACGUCGACAUCGGAGGGGGCUGCCGCGAACUUGAUGGCCCGCGACACCUUCUCCCUCGACGACCCUGUGCCCAAGCAGCCCACAAUCAACAACCAUGGCUUCUUUGAUCUGCCCCCGAAAGACCAGAGGAACUUUGGCCUGCUGGUCCUGUUGUACUUUCUCCAGGGUAUCCCGCUGGGCCUGGCCACCGGCUCCGUGCCGUUCCUGUUGAAGAACCACAUGUCGUAUGGCGAGAUUGGCAUCUUCAGCUUAGCGUCCUACCCCUAUUCUCUGAAGCUCUUCUGGAGUCCUAUCGUGGAUGCCGUGUGGAGUCCCAAGGUCGGCCGGAGAAAGAGCUGGAUCGUUCCAAUCCAGUUGCUCUCCGGGAUUGGCAUGCUGUGGUUGGGCUCGAGGAUCGAGUCCAUGAUGGAGCUCACGGGCAAGCCCGGCGGCCCCUCCGUAUGGGGUUUUACCGCCUGGUGGUUCUUCCUGGUGCUCAUGUGCGCCACCCAGGACAUUGCUGUCGACGGGUGGGCGCUGACCCUGCUGACGCCGGGUAACGUGUCAUACGCCUCGACCGCGCAGACGGUCGGCCUCACUGCCGGCCAGUUCCUCUCGUACACCGUCUUCCUGGCCUUCCACUCAAAGGAUUUCGCCAACAAGUGGUUCCGCACUGAACCUCUCGAUCACGGGCUGCUGAGCCUGGGCGGCUACCUCAACUUCGCGGGAUGGGCCUACAUCGUCGUGACCGUCGGCCUGGCCCUCCUGAAGCGCGAGGAAAAGACCAGGAACGAAGACGGCAUCUGGGACGUCUACAAGAUUAUGUGGGGCGUGCUCAAGCUGAAGAAUAUCCAAACCAUCAUCCUCGUCCACCUCAUCGCCAAGAUCGGCUUUCAAGCGAACGACGGCGUCACGGGCCUCAAGCUCCUCGACAAGGGCUUCGGCACCGACAACAUGGCGCUCACCGUGCUGAUUGACUUCCCCUUCGAGAUCGGGCUGGGCUACUACGCCGGCAAAUGGUCGCAGGAGUACACCCCGAUGCGCCUCUGGUGCUGGGGCUUCGCCGGCCGUCUCGCCGCCGCCGUCCUCGCCCAGUUCAUCGUCUCCAUCUUCCCCGCCGGCGGCGUCACGUCCUGGUACCUCCUCGCCGUGAUCGCGCAGCACGUCUUCUCGACCUUCACCAACACCGUCAUGUUCGUCGCCGUCGCCGCCUUCCACGCGCGCAUCGCCGACCCCGUCAUCGGCGGCACGUACAUGACGCUGCUCGCGACCGUGUGCAACCUAGGCGGCACCUUCCCACGCUUCUUUGUCCUGCGCAUGGUUGACUACUUCACCAGCGCGACCUGCAUCCCGGGUAGCAGCUCAGAGCCAACCUCGGCCGCGGCGGCCGUGACGGAGCCCUUCAGCUGCGCCGUCCAGGCAGACAAGGAGCGCUGUCUCGCCGGCGGCGGCACCUGCGAGAUGCAUCGUGAUGGCUACUACAUUGUCAACAUCCUCUGUGUGCUGAUCGGCGUCGUCACAUUCGUCCUCUUCAUUCGUCCCAAGGUGCUGCAGCUUCAGGCAUUGCCACUUUGGGCGUGGCGUUUGUCUUCGGCUCCCUCGGCUUCCAAAUACUGACAGGGUUUGGUCUGGGAUCUGUAUCGGGCAUAUAUGUGCCCUGCUUGCUGGCCAACAAUUCGGUCAGAGUGUAUAUAGAUGAACGGAAUCUCAUCCGUCAGCCGGAAGUUGUGUUGUUGUGUCUUCCCGAAAGUGAUCGAGGCGCCAAGCGAGGGCUGCGACCAAGAAAGCAUGAGAGCUUUGCUCUGCUGUUGUUCAUUGCGCGCCCGAGGCAAGCCGUUGGCCCUC
Messenger RNA from Thermothielavioides terrestris NRRL 8126, 2064 nucleotides. RefSeq lists its product as uncharacterized. Lineage: Eukaryota; Fungi; Ascomycota; Sordariomycetes; Sordariales; Chaetomiaceae. The record is from RefSeq and is a predicted model, not a curated record. The transcript has a single exon. Bases 100 to 1836 code for a protein of 578 amino acids. Gene Ontology annotation, molecular function: acetyl-CoA transmembrane transporter activity. Gene Ontology annotation, cellular component: membrane.